Dovyalis caffra is the source of this 1041-nucleotide messenger RNA. The record is from the annotation of a GenBank genome assembly. NCBI's taxonomy places the organism in Eukaryota, Viridiplantae, Streptophyta, Magnoliopsida, Malpighiales, Salicaceae.
AUGACAGCAGCAGUGAAAAGGAUCAAGCUGGGGUCACAGGGCCUUGAAGUAUCAGCACAGGGACUUGGAUGCAUGGGCAUGUCUGCCUUCUACGGCCCUCCGAAGCCUGAAUCCGACAUGAUCGCCCUCAUCCACCAUGCGGUCAACACCGGCGUCACUUUACUAGACACCUCCGAUGUCUAUGGACCCCACACCAAUGAAGUCCUUCUUGGCAAGGCUUUGAAGGCUGGACCAGGAUUCAGAGAUAGAGUUGAAUUGGCCACCAAAUUUGGUAUUAGCUUUCAAGACGGGAAUGGUGAGAUUCGAGGGGAUCCUGCUUAUGUGAGAGCUGCUUGUGAGGCCAGCUUGAAACGCCUUCAACUAGACUGCAUUGAUCUUUAUUACCAACAUCGCAUUGAUACCAAGGUUCCAAUUGAAGUCACGAUGGGGGAACUCAAGAAACUAGUGGAAGAAGGUAAAAUAAAGUAUAUAGGGCUGUCUGAGGCCUCUGCUUCAACAAUCAGAAGAGCUCAUGCUGUUCAUCCUGUAACAGCUGUGCAAUUGGAGUGGUCAUUGUGGUCAAGAGAUGUGGAGGAAGAGAUUGUUCCUACCUGCAGAGAGCUUGGCAUUGGGAUUGUUGCGUACAGUCCUCUAGGACGAGGAUUCCUUUCAUUGGGGCCUAAGUUGGUUGAGAGCUUCGCAGAGAGUGACUUCCGAAAGUAUCUGCCUAGGUUCCAACCUGAAAAUCUGGACCAUAACAGACAACUAUUUGAGCGGGUUAAUGAAAUUGCAGUAAGGAAACAAUGCACUCCAUCACAGCUAGCAUUGGCCUGGGUACACCACCAGGGUGACGAUGUAUGUCCAAUUCCCGGAACCACCAAGAUUGAAAACUUUAACCAGAACAUCGGGGCAUUGUCUGUCAAACUAACACCAGAAGAAAAGGCUGAGCUCGAAUCUAUCGCUUCUGCAGAUGCUGUAAAGGGUGACAGAUAUGCUCGGGGUUCCUUGGUUACUUACAAGAAUUCAGAUACUCCACCUCUUUCGUCAUGGAAAGCUACAUGA